Molecule: messenger RNA, 3453 nt
Organism: Trichoderma virens Gv29-8
Lineage: Eukaryota; Fungi; Ascomycota; Sordariomycetes; Hypocreales; Hypocreaceae
Exons: 2
Source: RefSeq, a predicted model, not a curated record
GUCGAGGUCGAUGAUUUUGGACUGCCCUUGAAGCGGUUCAUCGCACCGGCGGCGGAACCCCCGGACUCGGACGCACAAGAUGCGACAAACGAUGCAAAUACGAGCAACGAGACGCAGGAUGGACGGCACGAAUCCAAAGAAGAACGUCAAAAGACAACAGAAGCUGCAGGAAGCAAGAAUGGGCGCACAUCGGGCAGCGAUUCUGAGGACACCGGUCCCAAGGGGGUUCAGCCAACACGAGAGAAUAUAUCUACAGCUGCCUCGCCAAUACAGCAGCAGGAAUCCAAGACAGAGACAGAGACAAGCCGCAAUGAACCCUUGAGUCCGCCGGCAAAUAAUAGCCCGUGGUCUCCCACAUCCCCAUCUUCGACUAAGGGAACUCGUGCGAUUGAAGCACCUUCCACCCCAAAGACCCCAAAGACCCCAAAUAGGGGUGUCCAGCCGAGCGAAAAGUUCCUCCAACCGAAAACCCCAGAACAAUUCAGCCAGACACAGAGACGAGAUCGAAGCUUCUCCAGCCCUGCGAGUAAUAACGGCGUCUCGGAAUACUCGCAUCAGCAUGUCCUGCAGCGCCAAGAGGAAAAGGAGGAGAAAAAAGAGGACGACGAUGGCGGCUGGCAGGAGAUGCCAUCUUAUGCCAGGUAUGACAUGUAUGACGACGACGACCGUUUAAUCGCCAGGGAGCAUGAUGCAGAUGAAGAUGAGACAUAUGGCUAUGCGGGACUGGGUGGUGCCGGAAAGGGAUAUACACGAGUUAUUAUGGAUGAAGAUGCCGAGUCGGCAACGAGCAUGGACGAACACACGCAGUAUCUAUUCAAGAACCCCAACGGGACCUCCAUAGGCGAAGAUGACGAGGCUAGAGACGCCGUGUCUCAGAUGCAGGCUACCAAGGACCUCCUCACCGAGGGACAGAGGAUUGCAUACGUCGGCGUUGUCCGCUUGGAAAUCGUGAACAUGGUCAAAGAAGCCGAAAAACUGCAAGUCACCGCGAAGUCUGCCAAGAAGCAGGUCGUCAUGGGUGCUGAAGCAGUUAAGAUGUGGGGUCAGAAGAUGAUGAUUCGGGUCUACGCUCACAUGGACAUCAGUGAUGCGGAGCAGAUCAUGAUUGAACAGCUAGCAGAUCACGGCGUCAUGGCACAGGAUCUCACGCCGGCCCUUCUUGCCAAUUCCCGAGUUCAGAAUCCCAUGGCUGAAGAGAAGAAGCUGGGGACUCCCAGGUCUAGCCGUUACCCGCCGCCGUACGAAGAGGAAAAGCCUGCUGAGAUGCCGCCCCCCUACGAGACACACAGUGGCGAGGAGUUGCCCGAGGUCAAGACGCCAUCGCAGAUGCCGACAACGGAGAAGAUUGAUAUUGACCUGCGAUGGACGGUGCUCUGCGACUUGUUCCUGAUACUUAUCGCAGACUCAGUAUACGAUGCCCGUUCGAGAACCCUGCUGGAACGGGUUGGCAAGAGCUUAGAUAUCACAUGGAUAGAUAUUUGCAAGUUCGAAAAGAAGGUUACAGAUGCAUUGGAGAUGCAGCAAGCAGCUGAGAAGGAAAACUGGAACGAAGAAGAACACAUGGAAAACCGGAGAAAGAUGGCCUUGAAGAAGAGAUACAUUAUGAUGGGCCUCGCCACCGUGGGCGGUGGCCUUGUCAUUGGGCUUUCAGCUGGUCUGCUUGCCCCUGUCAUCGGAGCGGGCUUGGCCGCUGGUUUCACGACCAUUGGUGUUACGGGCACAAGCAGUUUCUUGGCCGGAGCGGGAGGAGCCGCCAUCAUCACCUCCAGCGCAGCGGCCUCAGGAGGUAUCAUUGGUGGCAAGGCUGCCGGUCGCCGAACCGGCGCUGUCAAGACCUUUGAGUACCGACCUCUCCACAAUAACAAGCGUGUCAAUCUCAUUGUCACGGUGUCGGGCUGGUUGACGGGAAAAGUUGACGACGUCCGCUUGCCGUUUAGCACGGUUGACCCCAUCAUGGGCGACAUCUACUCAGUGUUGUGGGAACCAGAAAUGCUCCGGAGUAUGGGUGACACCAUCAACAUUCUGGCUACCGAGCAAGUUCUGGGCAGCACCAUUCUUGUCAGUCUGAUGGCUGCCAUUCAGCUGCCUGUGGUCCUGACUAAACUUUCCUACCUCAUCGACAACCCCUGGGCGGUGUCUCUAGAUCGUGCAACGUCGGCAGGUCUUAUUCUGGCCGACUCGCUCAUAGAACGUAGCUUGGGCACGCGGCCCAUCACCCUUGUUGGAUAUUCGCUUGGCGCCCGAGUCAUCUUCUCUUGCCUGAAAGAGUUGGCGAAGAAGGGCGCGUUUGGGCUCGUCCAAAAUGUAUACAUGUUUGGCUCGCCCAUUGUUGCCAACCGAGAUGAUUUUCUCAAGGCCCGAUCCGUGGUUUCCGGCCGCUUCGUAAAUGGAUAUAACCGAAAUGACUGGAUUCUCGGCUAUCUUUUCCGACUGACCAACGGCGGCAUCAGACGAGUCGCCGGUUUGGGCUCUCUGGACGAUUGCCCGUGGAUAGAAAGCGUUGAUGUGACGGACCUUGUGGCUGGUCAUAUGGAGUACCGUAAGGCUAUGCCUUCGCUUCUCACGAGAUGCGGAUGGAUCGUCACUAGCGAAGAGUUUUCCGAAAUUGAAGACCCUGACCCAGAUGACCAUCAAGGGCGACAACGAGAGCUUAUAAACGAAAUCGAAGAGGCACGUAGAGAACUAGAGAGAGAGGGCAGAGCGGGCAAGAGAACAAGCAAGUUUGGAUUGUUUGGGCGACGCAACAAGGCGGAGCGACAGGAGUGGGAGAUUUACGAAGAUUCGGGCAAAGAUUCCCCCAAGCCUGGGAAGAAAGUUGAGGACAAGGAUGGCAACAACUAUGGUGUGCUGUUCGACAUUGAUGCUAUCCGGGCUGAAUUGGCUAAAGAGGCUGAGAAUGAUGGCAACGAAGAGAUACAGGUCAAAGAGAUUAAGUCGACGCUCCCACCGAUGAAGCUCGACUAUUCGCCGGUAUCAUCGCCCCAGACGCCGGCCCGGGGAGCGAAUUUAGAACCCCACCGGGAUUCGUGGCAGACGUCAAAGAGUGCGGAAGUGCUGCCGAUGCGGUUUUCAAACGGCGGCUACAGUCCCCGGGAUCAACCUGCUACUACGGCGGGCACUCCUACGACCCGCCCUUCGCCGUCGCCGUACCUCUACGAACCUAGUCACCACGAAGACGAGAUUCAAAUGACGUUUGAUACGUCUUUCCAGGAGUCUCCGCGCCGACAUUCUACCUUUGACGGGGGAUCUAGCGCAUUUGACAGAGGAUCUAGCACAUUUGGCGGAGGAUCCAGCGCAUUUGACAAAGGAUCUAGCACAUUUGACGGAGGAUCUAGCAGGCCGGAGAUUAAGACGUCCAGCACGGUGCCAAACGUUACGCUGGCUGACCCAUGGAACGAUCCCGACGACGAUGACUUUGGCAAAGAGCAGGAGAUUUCCAUGACAUUCGCGUAA